Penicillium expansum is the source of this 1149-nucleotide messenger RNA. RefSeq lists its product as uncharacterized. The record is from RefSeq and is a predicted model, not a curated record. Bases 1 to 1149 code for a protein of 382 amino acids. The transcript has a single exon. NCBI's taxonomy places the organism in Eukaryota, Fungi, Ascomycota, Eurotiomycetes, Eurotiales, Aspergillaceae.
AUGGCAUCCUCUCGGGUAGCGGAGAUUUUUCAGGGGGACUUUGAUGACAUCGAAGCAACAAGUGUCUCCAUCAGCGAUGUGAAACAUCUCUCUUCAUAUAAUUGGAUCAAGGCGCGAACUCCAAUCAUUGCUGUGCCAGGCACUCCAGCUCGUUGGUCUCCCCCGAAAGGCCCUCAGCAAGUCAAAAUGGACUCUGGGUUAUACUUCAUUGCCGAGAACGCCGUUCGUCAUCCGAAAAGUCCCUUGGAACCUUUGUUUCGGGCACUCUACCUCGAAAAUCCUUCCUUUGAUAUUCGUUCAAUUGAUGUUGUCGCCGACCGGAACACUAUCAGACAGCUACUUUCGUUCAUAAAUCCUGGUCUGGAUAAAAGUCAAAGCUUCACGAUUCAUGUUGAAGUAGUCAAGAAUACGGUGAUUCUCUGUCGUGUGGGCAAACCAAAACUUCAAUUCAUCAAGCCUGGCAUGCCCAGUGGUUUCGGACACAAUUUUGAGAAAAGGUACACGGCUCAUCGAGUAAAGGGUAGCAGCAGUCACUACAGAAUCAUCUCUUAUAACUUCGGGGCUCUGAAAUUCCUAAUCCGUCAUGAGACAGACGGAUACGUUGCGGUUAAUACAGCUGGGUCUUCGACAGCUGUCAGCCAAUCAACAUAUGAUGGCCUUUCAAGCAAGAUGAAAUCAGUAUCUUUAUCUCAGCCCAACGUCUCUCUUCAUACCACUCCUGCAGGACUAUCGAUCAGAAAAGACGGCAAAGCAGUGCCAUUAGCUUCAACCCUUGAGAUAAAAACACGAACCAUCAAAAGAGUUCUUGCAAUGAAAGAUGUCGCAGCGCAAUUGUGGAUUUCACAAACUCCCAAACUUGUGCGAGCCUACCAUGCUGAAGGGAACUUCCAGCCGCCCAAGGUCGAGGAUGUGGCAGCUGCCGUAAAGAGCUGGGAAGACCUUCAUCAAGUUGAUUUGAGAAAGCUAGCUGCAUUAAUCCAUAAGGUCAUCGAAGUUACAAAGGGCUGUGGUGGGGCUGCCACAAUCGAAAGACGGGGCCGAGGCACGAAGUUGACCAUUGACAGGGCAAAUAGAGAGAGAAUGCUACCUAUGGAUCUGUAUUCUAAGUGGGAUGAAGAGAAGCAAGAGCUGGAACCGGAAAAGAGCUAG